GUGUUUUGCGUGUCUCUCAGUGCUGCUGCUGUGGAGGGAGUGUGUGUCUCUGUGGAGGCGGGCACUGAGCCGUGCGUGAUUCACAAACCUUAUUUGUUCCUACUACUUUGAGCGCCAUCUUGUUUGUAACUCUUCUACGUAAAGUGGUAGAGUUUCUACUGAGGGGGGAUCCGAUUACCCUGUUUCUCCAGCGUUAGCUCUGGAAACCUCUCUCUCUCUCUCUCUGUAGUGCUCAGGCGCAUUUUGCUUCUGCAUCGCCUCUCUUCAUAAACAUCUAAGCCACGGUGUGUUGUUAUAAAGUGGACAGAGAUGAGCAUCGAAACGCUCCUGGAAGCAGCCAAGUUCUUGGAAUUGCAAGCCCAGCAACAACAGAAAGCACGUGAGGAUGAACUAAAGGAAAAGCAGCGUCUGGAUCAGUUGGCAGAGCAGAGGCACUCUGAUGUGAACUAUAACUCAACAAUCCACAUCAACAAUGUUUCUAAAGCGGCGGAGCUGCGCCCUGAGUGCCGCCCGGUGCCCAUCCCGCCCUCUCUGCCUCCCCCCCCCAUGCCCAUCACCGUCAUCCCCAUCCCAGUGGUCACCCCGAACCCUACAGGCUCGCCCAUCCUGCCUGUCGCCACGCUCUCCCCUCCAGCUGCUCCGCCGCCUGCCGCCACUCUGCCACGCUCUCCACAACCCAAACCCGACCACCCGACCUCUGUGCUGACCGCCAACCACAAACAGCUGAUACAGAACCACCACCAUCACCACCCGCAGCUCAUCGGCCAAACUAGCAAUGCUAAAGUACAGCAGCAGAUACACCAGCAGCUGGCUCAACGCUACCCUGGUUCCAUCGUCUCGCCCCCCCAGCAACUCGCCUUACUCCCUCAGUCGGGCCCUGUGGUCCAGCAGGGUCCCCUACAGAACGGCCCCAUCAGCCGGGGGAGUCCUCCUGAUGACCGCCAGCUAGACAAGAAGAGGCCUGGAGGGGCAGGCACAAGAGAAGUGCAUAACAAGCUUGAGAAAAACAGACGAGCACACUUGAAGGAGUGCUUUGAGACGCUGAAAAAGAACAUCCCCAACAUCGACGAGAAGAAGACCUCCAAUCUGAGUGUGCUGAGAAGUGCGCUGAGAUACAUUCAGACGUUGAAGAGAAAAGAGAAGGAGUACGAGCACGACAUGGAGCGACUGGCCAGAGAGAAGAUAGCCACACAGCAGCGAUUAACAGAGCUAAAGAACGAGCUGAGCCAGUGGAUGGAUGUGAUUGAGAUCGAUCGCGUCCUCCGACAGACAGUACAGCCAGAGGAGGACCAGGCCUCCACCUCAACUGCCUCAGAAGGUGAAGACGUUAUGGAUGAUGACCUGGAAGAUGAGCCUGCGCUGAGAGCACAGACUGCCUUACCCACCGUGCCUCAAACCAUGAAACCUGAGCUGCACAAGACUGCAACGCCCACUCAGACCCCGAUCCUGACACCCACCACUACCUCCUUCAUCACCCAACACAUCUCUGUACAGCACAAAGUCCCUCUGCAACAGCCUCAGCUCCAGCCGCUGACAAUGACUCCUGUGUCCAGGCCUGCAGCCCCACCUGCACUCGCGACAUCCAGCACUCCCAUCUGCCAUAGUCAGACCUUGAUCCCCACCCAGACGCAGAUGGUGACCGCGCCCAGCCUACACCCCACAGUUAUUGCCCACGCUUCAGUGUCCCAUCCCUCAGUCAUCCAGGCUGUCAACCACGUCAUCCAGGGAGGGGGUCCCAAGCAUAUUGCCCACCUGGCUCCCUCCACCGCCACCGGCACUGUCCAGUUAGCCCCCGGCCACCAACCCAUCGGUCACAUCACCGUUCACCCGGUGGCUCACCUGAGCCAGCAUCUCCCCGGCCUCUAUCCCCAACCGGUGGCGGUCACACAGUCGGCUGUGGUCGGUCACAUCACCCACACCCUGAACCACGCUCACCCUCGCAUGAACGGCACUGCGACCGGCCAACCGAAUGCCACCAUCGUUGGCAAGCAGACAGCAGUGAGCGCCCAAAUGGUGGCCCACCACCCGCAGCUGGUGGGUCAGACAGUGCUCAACCCUGUGACAAUGGUGACCAUGCCCUCCUUCCCCAUCAGCACUCUGAAGUUGGCCUGAACGCUGCCAACAGGACCACCAGGCUGGGAGACAGAGACGCCCCUCCAUAGGGGACAACCACAGGCCUCAGACCGGGCCGCCGACAAGUGAGGGCAUGGGAGAGUUGCUUGACACCUCGCUGAUCCACAGAGUUCCACUAUCAUUCAGAAGCAUUACAGCUGAUAUAUAAAGCCGGGAACAUUCCUACAGAAAAACCUCUUUCAAUACAAGUCCACCACAGUGUCCUGGAUUCUUGAUCCUGAAUUAAGGAUGUGGUUGAUGGUCAUCAUGUCGAGUGUGUGUGUGUGGCGUUAUACGGUGGGCAGAUGUUUAGACCCUCACUUGUCAUCCGUUGUUACAGAUAAUGGAGCAGAAGUAAUUUUCACAUGAGUUUUACAGCUACAUCGAGGAAAAUGUUGCGCUGCCAGUACAGUGUCCAGGUAAGCACCGUGUUACAGUGUACAUGUAGGUUACUGGCUGGUGGCUAGACUCCCCGCUAUCACUGUGACUGCUGUGGAUUAACCAACAGUAGAUCAUGUACACAAGAGGCUACAUCGGGCUUCGAGGGCUGUGACAGUGUAGGAUCAGACUGCUAGACCCGCCAUAACCAGCACAUUGGGAAUGUGAUUUAGAGGAACUCCUCCUCUCCAGCAGAGGCACAUGCUUCAGGGCUGCAGCAAAAUCACGGACUGAACUACAGCUCCUGAACAGAAGCUGCAGUCCUCAGUGACGGUGCGUAAAGCAAUAGCACCCACUGCUGGCUGAUUGCGUUCAAUGUACUACUACCAUCCCUGUGACAAUGAAAGAAAACCUUCCAGUGAAGUAUAAUGCGGAUGGAUAGCGUUCAAACAACGGCCACUUCAAGUAAAAGAAUAUGCAGUUUUGUCAGGGUUUAGUGUUGGUCACUUAAAUUGUUACUUACAUCUCUAGCAUUUGUCCUUCAAACUUACUGGCGACUGUUCACUGAGCACAACUUUUAGGAUGAAAUCAAAGCAGCUAAUAUAUUAAAUAUUUUCGCCAAAUAGAAUCUGUUCUACAUGCCCCCUAAAUGUAAAUGCAACACAGUCGUGUGCUUAAAUACAAAACGCGUGAGAUACAAACUCAGAUGCUACGAAGCGAGGAAGAUGAAUGUGAAUAGAUAAAAAAAAAGGUCCAUAAAAUGUAGUAAAGUGUGUUUCUAUGCUGUCUUGCAGGGCAAAUGGUAGUAGGAUGUGUGUUUGCAUGCUGUGAAUGCAUGCCAGGACUGUGUUAAUUAGUAAUCUUGAAAGCGAGGAGCCAUAGCGGUGCCGUCUGUUGUGCUUUGCGGACUUCGACAAGUUACAGUUGAAAAAAGUUGGGUCAUCCAUAACAGGUUGGGAUCGGUAUGAAGUGGUUUCAACAGCUGACACAAAUCCAAUCGAUGUGUUUCAAGACUAUCCUUUUCCAAAGCUAGCACUGUGAACAUUUAAAUUAGUCUCAAUGAGCAGCAGUUUAGCGUAGCACUUGCUAGAGCAGCAACAUGCUGUGCUCUCCUUAUUUAAUCUGAAUGUACUGAUCUGUGAAAGGAUGUGGAGUAGCGAGCACCCCCCUCACCACCCCCCUUUUUUUAAAAAGAAAAAUAUGAUUACUUUAUUAAAGUAUCACGUGUAUGUAAAGUGUAACAUUUAAUACUGAUUUUUUUAUUUUAAGAUUUACUGUUGCUUGUUUCAUCUGGAGACAUUUUAACUGUUCAGUGUAAAUUUGAUAAUUGUUUUUUCUGGGACCAUGUACAGUGCUGUAUAUCAGGGGGUGACAAAUACAGACCUUUUCCCACCUUGAUAUCACAUUCGGAAUUUACCCCCAUAAUUGUUUUUUGUUCUGAUGCAAUAUGAUUAAAGCAGGGACUCUUAAUUUUGUUUUUAACUAAUUAAUUGCAAAAAUAAGGUAACUUUUUUCACCGUCAUAUUUUAUGCAUAUUAUCCUGAACAAAUCCUAAUGAAAUCAUAUUGGAGCAAAACAAAAUGUUAAAUUGAACACGGAUUCAGAUACCUGAAGAAGCAACAAUAUUUGUGUUUUCCCUAUGGAGAAAGUUUAAGUUGUAUAUAGCCUGUAAAUGUUGGGCUGCAUUUAAAUCUAACUGUAUUAUGUAAAAAGCUGGGGAAAAUAUGUAAAAUUGAAAAUUUAUAAAAAAGAUACUUAAUAAAUUGUAUUAUGUUUACAACUA
Messenger RNA from Sebastes umbrosus (honeycomb rockfish), 4273 nucleotides. Its product is annotated as max-binding protein MNT-like. The record is from RefSeq and is a predicted model, not a curated record. Gene Ontology annotation, molecular function: RNA polymerase II cis-regulatory region sequence-specific DNA binding; DNA-binding transcription factor activity, RNA polymerase II-specific; protein dimerization activity. NCBI's taxonomy places the organism in Eukaryota, Metazoa, Chordata, Actinopteri, Perciformes, Sebastidae. Gene Ontology annotation, biological process: regulation of transcription by RNA polymerase II.